Chilo suppressalis (striped riceborer) is the source of this 3172-nucleotide messenger RNA. NCBI's taxonomy places the organism in Eukaryota, Metazoa, Arthropoda, Insecta, Lepidoptera, Crambidae. The record is from the annotation of a GenBank genome assembly.
AUGCAUUCGCUUCUCUUACGAAACGUCGUUCUGGUGUUUAUUGCUGUGCUGUACGCAAACGAUUGUAAAGAAUUGGAGACACCACAGAGAAGUGUGAAUUUGGCCCUGGAAACAGUUCUGCAAUUCGAUAACAAUGAAAAUUCAGCCGACAUCGAAAUCAUUGACAAAGUCCAAGACUUUUUGAAACGAGUCAAACGCGUCAUUAGGAACAACAGAGAUUCUAGAAGGACAGCCGUCAUUGAUGAUAAUACACCACUGACUUUCACUGAUUUUGUGAAAAGCGCCCUUGUCAUACUCAGUUCUUAUAACGACGAAGAUCUAGAAGAAGUAGCAGCAGUCGUUGAUGAAGAACUAAGGAAAUACCACUACAAAGGUUGCAAAUUCUACGAAUUAAUAGAAAACGGGGACGUCAGACGAUUCAUGGCGGACAAAUUGGAUAAAAUCAGAAAUGUACCUGGUAAGGAGCUAAAACGUCAGCUGACGACAACAAUAAAAAAGUUGACAGACUCCAAAGACGGAUUCAAACACAUGUUGAUAAGUACAUAUUUAAAUUCAUUGUACAGUGAAAAGGAUUCGGAGAAAUUCAACGAUUUCCUGAAGCACAUAGCUGUAUACAAACAAAAGAGUAAACGGUCUAACUUAGAUUUAGUCAAAAUCAUCAGAAAGGGUCUGCGUUCUAUAGUUUUCGAUCACUACAGUAAACUGGAUUCGAACACAAGGAGAGGUUUGAAAAUAAAAUUGGAAACGUUUUGGGAAGAUGUCAACAAUGUAAAAUAUGGGGAUGUUUGGAGAUUCGAAACCCAAACGCGACCGAAUAACCAGCCACAAUUAACAAUUAAAACGACGAAUAUUUACAACGAACAUUUAAAAAGCUUUAUAAAACCAAUUCCAAAAAAGGUUGACAAGCAGAAGGUAAAAAGAAACCGUAAAGAAAAACCAGAUAAAAAAGAAUUGGUAAACAGUGACGACUUCGAGACCCUUAUACGGCAAACUAAUAAGAAAGUUAAUAAGAAAAAGGUAAAGAAACUCAAAAUUGAAAAACCACAUACAAAAGAAUUUACUGUUAAGGAAAUUCAUAAGGAAGUAACAAAGAAGAAGGCAAAGAGAUUAAGAACCAUUAAGCCUUUAACGGGAAUCGUUGAUGCAGAUAGAGAAAGAAACGUUAGAGAACCAAAAUUUACGUUCAUAACUCUCUAUCCAGAAGCGAUAAGCGUCUCGAGACCUCAUCAACGUAAUCACAAAAAAUCGAAGAAGACGCUAGAGAAAUACAAACGAGUGCCUCAUAGAAGCACGGCGGAUUACAAACAUGUAACUGCACUCCGAACGGAUAGAAAAUUGAAACCUAAUAAGAGAAUUUUCUGGAACAGCAAUUACACAAUAAACGUAGAAAGUCUGAACUUGAAGAAAGACAUAAUUGAUCAUAGAGCGGUGAAAAGAAUGAGAUUUGAGACCAUCAAAAAAUCACCAGUUAUGAAAUCCACCACCAAAUCGUACAAUAAAAGAAAACAUGCACACAGAUCGAGGAAGAUCGAUCCUAUUAUUAAAGCAAUCGAUGAAUCUGAUGAAGGUUUAAAUAUAGAAGCUUUUGACAGCAGGAAAGAGCGAAAUCGUAGCUAUAAGAGAAAACCAGUGAGAAAAAGUAACGACAACGACACUCUAACUGCUAUGACAAUGAAUCCAACGACAAUUGUGAGCAACGCAAACGAUAAUAAUACUGAUUUCAUAAGAAAACUGAAAGAACUAGAGAUAGAAUUAAAGGAAGUCAAGGAGCACAUUGAGAAAAGCAUCAAAACUACUACCACACCUUUAGACACAACUCGUUACGAUAUACUAGAUUUUUGGGAAGGAACCACAACUUUACCUAAUAUAGAAGAUGAAACAACUAGAACUACUACUCCUAAAACAACUACUACUAGUAGUACGACUACUGCUAAAAGUACAACUACAAAAGCAAAAACUACAACUGACAAGAAACUUUUAACAACAGUCAAAGUAAGUCACAAAAAGCCAACACACGCGAGAAAAAGAACUACCACAACGCAAACAACUGCAAACACUGAACCGAAACCUGUUUUCAGAAGUGACGAUAAAGACAAAGAUGCAAAAGAUAAAGAUACGGAACUGAACGAGGUCAUACCGAAAAGUCCUACAACUGUACGCACCACUCGUUUUAUAGACAGAGUCGAACUGAAACUUCGUAGUUCCAACAGUUCUAACUCUACUACAACGCGUCAAAGUCCCACUACUGAACUAAACAUUCUAAAUAUCACAGCCAAUAAACCAGUAGAUACAACUCCAUCAUCCAAGAAGUUUGAUGAUAAAAGGGAACUAUCUCCAGAUUUAGAAGUUGAAACUUAUUUGAAUGAUACUAAAAUGCUGGAUGACGAAAUGAAAUCACAGAUGGUUAAACAAAAGAUGAUGGAUGAUCUUAACAAACUUAUACCUGAAAGCACAGUCGAAACGUUGGGUACUACAACUGAAUCUCUUUCUGUGGCGAAAAUUGUUACAACUGAUGAACUGGCGGUAAUGGAUGAUGGCGACGAUAUUCUGAAAUAGUAUUAUGCACAGAAUGAUGUGGUUUUAUUUCUGUUUCUAAGAAAAGAAAAUCAAUUUUUUGGUAGUUUGGUCUAGUUAUACUAAGUCAAAAUUCUAAAAUUCUUUAAUCAAAUUGGAAACAAAGUACAACUCUUGAAUCGUCCAUAUUGUCUUCCCUGCCCCCAGUAUAGGAUAUUUUUUUGUAGCUGUGGAGUAAAAUUAUUAUUAUAUGUACCAACAACAUUACAAUAUUUACAAAAUAUUAUACUGAUCGGUAUCAAUACAAAAUCAUUUUCAUCUUAAUAGGGGUGAUGACGGGGUACAGUAAACGAAAUUCUAUUUAGUACGUUAGUUAGAUGAUCAAAAAAUAAUGGACACGUAUUUUUUCUUUGGGCAAUCAACCAAAAAAUGACAAAGUUAUAGCGCGUCAAAACUUGGGAGUAGGGGCUCGUGACGUCACUUUUGAGUGAAUUUUCACUUAUAAGUGUACUGAAACGUGACGUCAUGCGACUUUUCAAAUCAAUAAAUCUCUGCAAUGUUUAUAUUAUGUGAAAAAAGAAAAAAUACGUGUCCAAUACUUUUUGAUAAUCUACCUGAUAAACGAAGAAAAAAAAAUAGUCAUCAUCCCUAUUGUAGA